This is a messenger RNA of Drosophila willistoni, 918 nucleotides long. RefSeq lists its product as uncharacterized. The record is from RefSeq and is a predicted model, not a curated record. Bases 1 to 900 code for a protein of 299 amino acids. NCBI's taxonomy places the organism in Eukaryota, Metazoa, Arthropoda, Insecta, Diptera, Drosophilidae. The transcript is spliced from 4 exons.
AUGAAGCUGUUGUAUGUGAUGAGUGCACUUUUUGCCAGUAGUGUUGUGAUUUGGGCAGCCAGUGGAGAGGAAUCGAUCCUCCAGCAGCAAUACCAACAACAACAGAAUCAUCAGAGACCUCAGCAACAUCAUCACAAUCAAGGAUUUAAAUUGGUAUCCUUCGAUGCGGUUAACAAAGAUAUAGCCCUGGGCUUGGAUUAUCUAGUGCCGUUUCUUGAGGUGCCCAUCAAACGCAAACGCAAUGCUCCUCCCAGGCCUUUACUUGUCAUUAACUCUGCUGCCUUGGUAAGCUGUGGUUUGGUUGCUGCCGGUGGUCUUUUGGUGGGUCAUCUAAUCCGAAGCAUGGGUUUGGAGUCCAUUGUACCAGAUAAACCACCACAACAUAUGAACAAUAUGAAUGGAAAUACUACUAGACCACAGUCUGCUGAGGAAAUGUUGUCAACAACAGAGGCGGAGGUGAAUGUCACAUCUCGUGGCUCUUUUGACCAAGAACAAAACUUUUUCAAACUCUUCGAUCAAGUUAAAUUGGUUUAUCGCAAUAACACUGGCAAAAGAAUGGAACUCAGUUUGCCGAGUGCUUUGAAUACAGUGGAGCAGACUCUAGCCGAAAAUGAUGUAAACCUUUUCGUCUGUAUGCUCAAGGCUAUUUGCUCGUUGACCUACAAGGCUGGGAGUCAGGUGCGCAAGGGAUUGGCUACAGAUGUGGAGCAUGUUCUGGAUGGAGCCACCAAUUGGUCGUGGUUGUUAGCCUGGUUGGAGCAAUCACCCACACGUGAAGCGAUACAGGCAGGCAAAGUCCCCAAACAGCAACACUGUCAGGAUAAAUAUCCUCGUUGCAAAUGGAAUGCUCCAGAAGAGCAGAUCCUGCAACUUGUGCAAAAUAAUGUGCAGUUCAAUUAAAAACUUUUCAAAAAUAAU